Molecule: messenger RNA, 762 nt
Organism: Fusarium coffeatum
Lineage: Eukaryota; Fungi; Ascomycota; Sordariomycetes; Hypocreales; Nectriaceae
Exons: 2
Coding region: 1-762 (253 amino acids)
Biological process (GO): phospholipid metabolic process
Molecular function (GO): phosphatidate phosphatase activity
Source: RefSeq, a predicted model, not a curated record
AUGUUCUUCAUCAACGAUCUUCAGAUCUCAUACCCAUAUGCGGUUCAUGAGCGUGUUCCUGUCUUCAUGAACUUUGUAUACGCUCUGUUCAUACCACUAGGAGUUCUCAUCGCCUUCAACAUAGUCACAAGAGCCUCGGCUGCAAAGCACGAAGUCACCUACCUUUCGUUCCUCAUCUCUAUUGUACUUACUUCCUUCAUCACUGACAUCAUCAAGAACGCCGUUGGUAGACCUCGCCCUGACUUGCUUGACCGUUGCCAGCCCGCAGUUGGUACCAAAGCCAACACCCUCGUCACCAUAGAUGUGUGCACGAGGGAAGAUGGUCAUAUUCUUCAAGAGGGCUGGCGGUCAUUUCCUUCUGGCCACUCAUCCUUUUCGUUUGCCGGCCUAGGAUUUCUCAGUCUCUUCCUUGCCGGACAGCUCCACGUUUUCCGCUACUCAGCCGGCGGCCGUGAUCUGAGUCGCGCUUUGGUCUGCCUUCUGCCACUCAUCGGAGCAGGUCUCGUCGCCAUUUCCCGAUGUGAGGAUUACCGCCACGAUGUUUACGAUGUCUGCGUGGGCUCAGCUCUAGGCAUGAGCAUUGCAUACUGGAGUUACAGACGUCACUGGCCUCGACUAUCCAGCCAAAAGUGCGACGAGCCUUAUCCUCGACCAGGAGUCGACACACAACCCGGUUGGCAACGCAUUACCGAUGAUGAGGAGGCAGCAAGAGGGACAGAUGUAGGAUUUGAGAUGGACAACUUGAGUGGUUCGCGACGCUGA